Lodderomyces parapsilosis is the source of this 561-nucleotide messenger RNA. RefSeq lists its product as uncharacterized. The transcript has a single exon. The record is from RefSeq and is a predicted model, not a curated record. NCBI's taxonomy places the organism in Eukaryota, Fungi, Ascomycota, Pichiomycetes, Serinales, Debaryomycetaceae. Bases 1 to 561 code for a protein of 186 amino acids.
AUGUGUAGACAGUUUCACUUGUAUUCAGAGUAUAUACUUACAAUUGUAGAGGAAAAGAGGACUGUUACGAGUCCUAUUCAAGCAUAUGAAACUAAUUUAGAUAAGCAGUUGCGUGUUUACAAGUUGAAGAAGGAUACUUUAAUGAAGGCAACCAAGUAUGUUAAAGAUGGUGACAAAAUUCAAAAAUUGAUUGAGUACUGGCGUACAGUAGCACAGCUUGCAUCCAAUUACGUUUUCAAUGAGAGAUCAAUUGCAAUUCAAAAAAUGGGUGGAUUUCAAGAAUGGCAAAGACAGCAAUGGGAAAAGAAAAAGCAAAAAGAGUUGGAAGAAAAAGAAGCUCUAUGGGAAAGGAUUUCAGAGGAAUUGCAGGCAAUCUCCAAUGAGAGCAAGUCAGCAGUGAUGGAGCAACUUGCUGAACUCGGUUUUGUCGUAUCUGAUGAUGGUGAAAUUGUAGAUAAUUUACACAAAGAAAGUGAAACGGAACCAGAGUUUUCCAUGGAGUUUACCAUGAAAGAUUUGUACAGGAUCUUAAAGCUAGAUUAUGAUCUAGUGUAUGAGUAA